Messenger RNA from Geodia barretti, 503 nucleotides. NCBI's taxonomy places the organism in Eukaryota, Metazoa, Porifera, Demospongiae, Tetractinellida, Geodiidae. The record is from the annotation of a GenBank genome assembly.
ACCCACGCGCGCUGGUUCGAUCGAUCGUCGUCGUCGCGUCGUAGGUGAGAGGUUAUUUUCCAUUUAGAGCGCACUGCUUUUGCUCCACGAGGAAAGAUGAGCACCAAAGCACACCCUCCCGAGCUCAAAAAAUACAUGGACAAAAGACUGCAAUUGAAGCUGAACGGUGGGAGGUGUGUGUCUGGGGUUCUGAGAGGGUUUGACCCCUACAUGAACCUGGUUCUGGAUGAAUGUGUGGAGGAGAGGUCUGCCACUCAGAAAUACAAGAUUGGCAUGGUGGUCAUCAGAGGAAACAGCAUAAUUCUUUUGGAGGCACUUGAGAGAAUAUUCUAGUGCGUGUGUAUACAAUUGACUCAAAACUCUACAUCUUUACACUGUUUACACUUGAUUAUUCUCCCUGCUGUUUGGCAGUCUCAUUUUGCUCUUUCUUGACCACUUCACGGUGCAUUUCACUUCAUGCGCUAUAAAUAGCACUUAUACUUAGCUAGAGCAUAUUACUCCCU